Messenger RNA from Cynara cardunculus var. scolymus (artichoke), 459 nucleotides. RefSeq lists its product as uncharacterized. The transcript has 2 exons. The coding region runs from base 1 to 459 and encodes 152 amino acids. The record is from RefSeq and is a predicted model, not a curated record. Lineage: Eukaryota; Viridiplantae; Streptophyta; Magnoliopsida; Asterales; Asteraceae.
AUGGAUGAAGAGUCAUUACCUCAGGACGUAACUGCUGAAGGUUCUGCCCCGGAAACAGUUCGGGAAAGAAUAAUUGAGGCUGUUGUUAUUGAAGACGAAGAAGUGGARUAUAAUGCUUUGUUUUGGUGGGAAGUUGAGUCUUUGGUCAGAACAGAUGUCUUACAAACAUUAUCUUGGGCGGAAUUUGUAAACCGAUUCAAAGAUCAGUUUUGUCCCAAGACGGCUGCAAGACAAAUGAAAGAAGAUUUUCUGAAAUUGGAACAAGGUAACAGAACUGUUUGGGAGUACACUGAAAAGUUCAUUGAGUAUUCCCGAUUUGCUGAACAUUACAUCUCGUCAGAAUCCAGAAAGGUGGAGAUGUAUAUCUGGGGGUUAAAACCUUGGAUCCGUGAAUUUGUAAUCGCUAUGAACCCUACUACCUUUUCAUUAAUUGUGGAUGCGGCGGAAGUUACUAAGUGA